Messenger RNA from Chrysoperla carnea, 900 nucleotides. RefSeq names its product tropomyosin-like. The record is from RefSeq and is a predicted model, not a curated record. NCBI's taxonomy places the organism in Eukaryota, Metazoa, Arthropoda, Insecta, Neuroptera, Chrysopidae. The transcript is spliced from 6 exons. The coding region runs from base 1 to 900 and encodes 299 amino acids.
AUGGAGAAUAAUAAAAAUCAGAAUAAACAUUUUGGUAAUGAAAUGUCCUUAAAAAAAUUUGAAAGAACAUAUAAAGAAUUGGUUUAUGAAUUAAAUUGGAAACGCCAUUUAGUAACCAAGUAUGAACAAGAUUUACAAAAUGCAUUAUUAAAACAACGUGAAUUAGAAAGAGAUUUCGAUACUGAACGAAAACUAUUAGAGCAAAAAAUUCAGGAAGUAGAAACUUUAAAAAAAAAAUUAGGAUCUAUAGAAAAAGAAUGUUAUGAAACAUCUGAAAAAGCAUCCAGGACCUCUGUUCACUUGGAAAUAGUUGAGAAAGAAAAUAAAUUAUUACAAGCACAAAACUAUAAGUUGAAUGCAGAAAACACAUCAAAAACAAGUAAAAUUGAAGAACUUGAAAAUCGUAUACAAUGUUUAUUGCAGUGUGAAAAAGAUCUAAAUGAUAAUUUAAUCUCAUUUCGUCAAACCAUUACAAAUCUUGAUAGAUAUUCGGAACAAAUAAAAAUCGACCAUGAUAGAAUAAGAAAAUUGGUAAAUAGUAAAGAAGAGUCCCUAAAAAAAUUAGAAAUAAGUUCGAAUCUAAGAUGCUCAACAUAUUUACAAGCUCGAGCUGAAGUUGAUAAACUCCAAAAUGAGUGUAAUUUGUUAAAAGCUGAGUUAGAUGAAGAACGAUUGAAAACAGCAAAUAAAACUAAUUUGAAAUCCGAUAAUUACUCUAAAAAUGUCAUUGCAGAGUUGAAUUUAGUAUCAGAGUUACGUGAGGAUUUACAAGCUGAACGUUCUAUAAGUGCGAAAUUAAAUGAAGUUAUUGAUCAUUUAACAAAAGAAUUGUUAAAAGUACAUCAGCAAAAAAAUAUGGUACAAGAUAAAAUGACCAUUGGUACGCAAACCGAUUCAUAA